Molecule: messenger RNA, 773 nt
Organism: Aspergillus steynii IBT 23096
Lineage: Eukaryota; Fungi; Ascomycota; Eurotiomycetes; Eurotiales; Aspergillaceae
Exons: 1
Coding region: 228-680 (150 amino acids)
Source: RefSeq, a predicted model, not a curated record
ACAGUGGAUAUUUUCUGGACAAGUGGAUCUGGCACGGGACAGACAGUCCUGCGAUCUUGUACGACUAGAGAUUGUUUAUUUUGUUUUGGUUACUGCGUGAAGGCAUUGACUUCCUCGAUCCGUGGCUCUAGACUCCCGACCGACUCGGGAGUGACGCCCCACCCGGCUAAACACCACGGUCUACGAAGUAUACUCUACGCGGUAGUACUCCAGAGCAAUCCUCGAGGAUGACCGGCCUGCAACCGAGGAAAAGGUCAUCUGUUAGCAUGUCCCUAGCUUCCCUCCUGAUUGGCGCAUUCAAAUCUACGAGAUGUCAGGGCCGAAGUGUCGUGCAGCGAUUCACGUUCGGCCCAAGUUCCACCAGGCUGAAUCCCCAGCCACCCCGCGCAUCCCAGCCUCCUCAUCGUCACUUUUUUUUUCUCUCAUCCCCCUCGUUGUUUAAAUUCUUCGCUCUAGCUGCAGGUCUGCGCGUGGCUAUCUAUCCCCCUUUUCCACCUUCUUUGUGGUCCACUCCUCCCUCGUGCAGCAUUCUGAGCUGGCCUGCAUCCGAUCAGCAGCGACAAAGUUCCAGGCUCCGGUCUCUCAAUCUGCCGACACUCGUCGUUCCUUGCCUCUCUUCUUUCCUUUCACCUCCUGCUGGGCAUGACGUUGCAGCCAUCCAGUAUCUCUCUGAUCUGUGAUUCGCGAUCUUAUCAUCCCUCAACCGACAUUCCGGAGUUUAUCUAGCCUGGUAUCGAUUCGCGACCCGCCAAAAUGAUUGGCAGUCUAUUUUU